Molecule: messenger RNA, 1554 nt
Organism: Fusarium pseudograminearum CS3096
Lineage: Eukaryota; Fungi; Ascomycota; Sordariomycetes; Hypocreales; Nectriaceae
Exons: 5
Coding region: 1-1554 (517 amino acids)
Biological process (GO): transmembrane transport
Cellular component (GO): membrane
Molecular function (GO): transmembrane transporter activity
Source: RefSeq, a predicted model, not a curated record
AUGAGUCCGGCUUCAGACAAAGGAAGCGUUGGCGGCUAUUCAGAGCCUAAACAUGUUGAGCAGGCUUCUCAAAGCGGCGAUGCUGCUGAUCUCACAGCUUUGGGCUACAAGCCUGAGCUCCAAAGGAAUCGUUCCAUGUUCACUCUGCUCUUUCAAUCGCUAGCAAUUGCUGCCAUUCCGUACGGUUUCGGCGCACCUCUUAUCAAUUCCGUUUAUGGCGGUGGUCAACUCUCCAUGUUUCUCGGUUGGAUCAUUGUUUGUAUCCUCGACGAAUGCAUCGCUAUAUCUCUCGGCGAACUCGCUGCCCGAUGGCCCACGUCCGCCGGCCCUUACUACUGGUCCUUCCAAAUCGCCUCACCACAAUACCGAACAGUUCUCUCAUUUAUAACCGGCUGGACAUGGCUUGUUGGAAACUGGACUAUUACGCUAUCCGUCAACUUUGGCUUCGCUUCGCUGCUUGCUGGCGGUAUCAGCAUCUUCCUUCCCGACUAUGAAUGGCAGCCAUGGAAGCUUGUGCUCAUCUUUUACGGUCUUUGUGUCUUUACCUGGGUUAUUGUCGCCUUUGGAAACAAAUUUCUUCCAGCAGUUGAUACGUUUUGUGCUGCUUUCACGGGUAUUACCAUAUUUAUUACCUGUGUUUAUCUAUCAAAGGAGGCAAAGGAUGGGAGGCACUCCCCGGAUUACACACUUGGACACUUUGAUCCAAACUUGUCAGGAUGGGGUAACUUUGGGUUCUGGGUCGGAGCUCUGCCUUCUGCUUAUGCGUUCUCUGCUAUCGGUAUGAUCACAUCUAUGGCUGAGGAAUGCGGCGAUGUUACCGUCAAGCUUCCUAGAGCCAUGGCUCUUUGCGUCCCUGUUGGUUGCAUUGCAGGUCUAUUCUUUGUCAUCCCAAUCUGCGCCACCCUUCCUCCUUUGGAAAUUCUCCUCCAAGCACCACUCGGCCAAGUCUUGCCCGUUAUCUUCUAUCGAGUCACAGGCAGUAAAGCCGGCGCCAUGGCGCUUAUCGUCCUGGUUCUUAUCGUGACACUCUUUUGCUCCAUCUCCAUCACCGUCGCAGCUUCUAGAACAACAUGGGCUUUCGCACGCGACAGAGCCAUUCCUCUUUCCAGAGUUUGGUCCAAGGUUGACAAGCGCCACGGCACACCCAUCAUGGCUCUUACUUUGACCACAGUCGUCGAAAUGCUUCUCGGUCUUAUUUAUCUUGGUUCAAGCUCCGCUUUUAACGCUUUUAUCGCCGUCGGCGUCAUUGGUCUUGCGGCAUCAUACGCAAUCCCUAUUUCUCUCUCCAUGCUUACCCGUCGUGCUGGCGUCAACACGGCUCCUUGGACAUUUGGAAACCGAUUCGGAUGGAUCAUCAACAUUAUAGCUCUAGCAUGGAUUUGCUUUGAGAUGGUUUUGUUUACCCUUCCUGUUGCUAUCCCUGUCAACGCAGUCACUAUGAACUAUGCCGUUGUGGUCUUUUUCGGUUUCAUGGCCAUCUCGGCGGUUUGGUACGUGGUACAUGCUAGACACGUGUACAAGGGACCUCCUGAGUCUGAUGGGCUGAGUAAAUAA